ACAGGGAUUUAAAUUUAACAAUGGACAAAACACACACAGGAAGCAAAUCAAGACCCUUUCCAGUAACAACAUUAUUCAAACAGGAGCCUCAGAAAUCUGAAAAAAUGCAGGUGACAUACAGAAUUCCAGCUCUCAUCUAUAUCAGUGACAAUCAAACGUUUCUUGCCUUUGCUGAAAAGCGGAAAACUGCAGAUGACACGGAUGCAGAUGUUCUUGUGAUGAGAAAAGGAACAUGUAAGGAUAGUGAAGUUGAGUGGGAUAAUAGUCAUGAGUUGCUCACUUCGGCUUGUCAACCAAACCACCGCAGCAUGAAUCCAUGUCCAGUCUAUGAGAGAGAAUCCAAGACCCUCUUUCUGUUUUUUAUCACUGUUCCUGUUGGGGUCUCUGAACACAAACAAAUACACAAGAAUAAGAAUCAGGGACGACUUUGUUACAUAACCAGUCAUGACACUGGCAAAACCUGGAGUGAUAUGACAGACCUGACAGCAGAUGUGAUCGGUGAGCAGGAGAAGGACUGGGCCACCUUUGCUGUCGGACCAGGACAUGGUGUUCAAAUGAAGAACGGAAGACUGAUUAUCCCAGCAUAUGUAUAUCCUUGCCACUCUCUCAACUGUGAACCCACAUCGCGUGCAUUCACAUUCUACAGUGAUGAUAAAGGAAGUACUUGGCAUUUAGGAAAACGUGUGGAUGGUGAGUCUAAUGAGUGUCAAAUGGCUGAGAUCAUUGACGACAAAGGUAACAGUAAACUUUACUGCAAUGCUCGAAGUAUAUCCGGCCACAGAGUCGAGGCUCUAAGUGAGAGUAAUGGAGAUGCUUUUGACAAGCCUUCAUCUGCACGUAAGCUGACAGAGACCGGACAUGGCUGCCAAGGAAGUGUGUUGAGUUUUGCCCCUGAUCCAGCAACUGAAAAAACAUGGCUACUCUAUUGCCAUCCAACCAAUCCAAGCAAGAGAAUGUGCCUUGCCGUCUACUUGAAUAAAUCGCCGUGGGAUGCCUCAGGAUGGGAGGACCGUAAAUUGAUCAUCUACGAUGGUCCAAGUGGAUACUCCGAUCUGGCUCACUGUGGAGAUGGAAAACACUUUGCCUGUCUUAUGGAAUGUGGAGAGAUAAAUGAGGUUGAAGGGAUAGCCUUUGUCCUUUUUAAACUCAGUGACGUCAUUUAGGCCAGGGGUGCUAAUUGAGACUGCAAAAGUCAACAUUUUCUUUUCGUUUGGCAAAUUAGUAAUUUACUGCUAAAAAUAAUGGAGAAGUACUCACAAAAUUGAUAUUAAGCAUAUUUAAAUCAUCAAAAUAUGAAGAUCAUACACACUACCAUUCAAAGCUUUUUUUAAACCACAUAAACACAUUUCAUUACACCAAAUAAUGUUCUUUUUAGCAACAUCAUAUGACCCCUUUAAAACAUUACUUUACCUGGGCUACAUAUGAUCUCAUAAUCAAGUGCUUCUGUCAGUUCGCGUUGAAAAGAGAUUAAACAUUGAGGACCGUAGAAAUGAGUGCAGCUGCCAAUAUGCAGUUUGCUGUGGAGAACAGUAUCUAGCACAACGUUUGUGUGUUUCUUUUCACAGGAUGCAUAUGUUUAGCGGAUCAAACACUAUACCAAUGCUAAUAUGAUGCUUCCAACAUGCUUGGCACAGAAGUUUCUGAUUUAUAAAUUCCUCACCCACAGUGGUCUGGUUUCAUUUGUAGAUGGUCCGGAUUCAUUGCUAAAAGACUUAUUUUCAAUUGCGAUAUUCAAUAUUUAUUUUUUUUAAUAAAUUGAUCUGAUUGAUGUUAGUUUCACCAUUUUCAAAUUCAACUCCACAAACGUGUGCAUUUUACUAUUAUGUCCUUAUGUCGUAACAUAACAUGGUGGGUGGGACUAACAGAAAUUGACGAAUCAUCAUGUUGACAAGUGUAGACUAUGGUAUACACCUAUAGGAAGAGGGAAAAUGAAGAAACUGCCUCCAAUUGACCAUAAAAACUUUUUUAUAAAGCUAUAGUGAAAAAAAUAGUAAUAUUUUUGUUGAAUAAUUUACAUCCAUUUGGAAAAUUACCUACUUCUCAGUGGGUGGGCCCAUGCCCUCCCGCUUCACCACUGCUCCAAACUUUUGAUCAAAAUACUUCCUGAUGUAUUACCGUCUAGCCAAAAAUGUGCUUUAUGCAAAGCAGUUCUGUGCCAUUUUUCCAUUUUUAUUGUAGAUUUCAGUUUUUCUUUUCUUUUGCAAAAAUUUAUAACAGCUGCUUUCCUCACUUUCAUGACCGCUCUUUCUCCAACCGUGCUUUAUUUAUUUUUUAUUUUUUACAAACUUAUUUGAAGUAGUCCUUGAGUUGCAUAUCAAGCCCUCUUUCGUGGACAGCAUAUACCUGUUUACCUUCAUCAUACUCAAAGAUUAUAUGAACAAACUUGUGAAAUAAAAAGGAAAUGCA
Sinocyclocheilus anshuiensis is the source of this 2406-nucleotide messenger RNA. RefSeq names its product sialidase-4-like. Gene Ontology annotation, biological process: ganglioside catabolic process; oligosaccharide catabolic process. Bases 21 to 1163 code for a protein of 380 amino acids. Gene Ontology annotation, molecular function: exo-alpha-sialidase activity. Gene Ontology annotation, cellular component: intracellular membrane-bounded organelle; membrane; cytoplasm. The record is from RefSeq and is a predicted model, not a curated record. Lineage: Eukaryota; Metazoa; Chordata; Actinopteri; Cypriniformes; Cyprinidae. The transcript is spliced from 3 exons.